Molecule: messenger RNA, 1224 nt
Organism: Salvia hispanica
Lineage: Eukaryota; Viridiplantae; Streptophyta; Magnoliopsida; Lamiales; Lamiaceae
Gene: LAP5
Product: Chalcone and stilbene synthase family protein
Biological process (GO): polyketide biosynthetic process
Molecular function (GO): acyltransferase activity, transferring groups other than amino-acyl groups
Source: RefSeq, a predicted model, not a curated record
UUUGAAAAUAUUAAAAAUCGAUGGGAAGUGGUGAAUUGUGUAAGAAAUUUGAUUCAAAAAAGGCCAUAAUUCUUGGUCUAGGCAAAGCCUUGCCUCACCAGCUAGUGCUUCAAGAUUUCUUGGUCGAUGCCUACUUCAAAAUCACCAAUCGCCACGAUCCUGAUCUCAAGCAGAAGCUUGUCCGCCUUUGCAAGACGACCUCGGUGAAGACGAGGUACGUGGUGAUGUCGGAGGAGAUCCUAGCGCAGUAUCCCGAGCUGGCCAUGGAAGGGGUUCCGACGGUGACGCAGCGCCUCGACAUCUGCAACUCGGCCGUCACAGAGAUGGCCAUCGCUGCCUCCAAGUCUUGCAUCGAGAAAUGGGGCGGGGCGGCCUCUGACAUCACCCACUUGGUCUACGUGUCCUCCAGCGAGGCCCGUUUGCCAGGUGGAGAUCUCUUCCUGGCAAAGGGGCUGGGCCUCAGGCCCGACACCCAACGAGUCAUGCUCUACUUCUCAGGCUGCUCUGGUGGGGUGGCGGGCCUGAGGGUGGCCAAGGAUAUCGCGGAGAACAAUCCGGGUAGCCGUGUGCUCUUAGCAACCUCUGAGACCACCAUCAUAGGCUAUCGGCCCCCUAAUGCCGAUAGGCCUUAUGACUUAGUGGGAGUUGCUCUGUUUGGGGACGGAGCCGGAGCUGUCAUAAUAGGGACCAACCCUUGUGUGGGGAGUGAGACACCGUUGUUCGAGUUGCAUUCGUCGUUGCAGCGCUUCUUGCCCGAUACAGAGAAGAUAAUAGAUGGGAGGCUAACAGAGGAAGGGAUAAGCUUUAGGCUAGACAGGGAGCUGCCCCAAAUCAUUGAGGACAAUGUGCAAGGUUUUUGUGAUGAGUUGAUGGGAGUCUCUAAGGUUAAAAUGGACUAUAAUAAAUUGUUUUGGGCCGUUCACCCCGGGGGCCCGGCUAUUUUGAACCGGAUGGAGAAAAAAUUGGCGUUGUUGCCGGGGAAGUUGAGUGCUAGCAGGAAGGCAUUGGCCGAUUACGGCAAUGCCAGUAGCAACACAAUCGUUUACGUGUUGGAGUACGUUCUAGAGGAGGCGAAGCGACGGGGCGAGAAGGAGGGAGAAGAGCAGUGGGGAUUGAUCCUUGCGUUUGGGCCCGGCAUCACCUUUGAAGGGAUCCUUGCUAGGAGUCUCACUAUAUGAAGUGUGUGAAAAAAAAUUAAAAUUAAAAGGGUCAUGAUAUUGUUGG